AUGAUUGUUCCCUUUCGUUCCUCAAACAGCCUUAGAUCUCUCGUACUGCUGCUUCCUGUCCUCUCAAUUGUCUACAUUUUAACACUCCGUGUUAUCCCAGCGUUCCACCACAAUGUUCUGUCCACUGCGAUACAUCGCAAGGCAGUCUACCCUCCGACCACAUACCUGGAUCCGAACAUCUCAGUCAACCUGGUGAUCGCGUCACAAGCCAAGGACGACAUAUCCUGGACCAAGAAGCUUCCCAUCCCGAACCUCAACAUCAUUCGAUAUGUUAGCGACGAUCCGAAUGCGCGAUACCGUCCUCCAAUCCUUAACAAAGGUCGCGAGGCCUUGAUGUACCAUACGUACAUGUACGACUUCUACGAUGACCUCCCGGACAUCACGAUCUUCACGCAUUCUGAGGAGCACCCAUGGCAUAUGGAUGGGGUCUUGCAGCAGAGCAUGUCUACUGCGCUGUCCAGGCUCAACCUGACUGCUGUGAUGGAAAGAGGCUACUUCAAUCUAAAGACCGGCUGGAAAGAUGCGUGUCCUGCAUGGAUCAAUACCACGAAGACACCAGACGACUGGAACGAGAGAGAAGAGCCAUUCGUGGCAUGGGCUUGGUCUGAUAACUUCCGAGAUGAUCCUCCUGCUCCGGAGAUCGUGGCAGGUCCCUGUUGCUCGCAGUUCGCAGUGACAAGAGACAAGAUACGGAGCAGGGACAGAAGCCAGUAUGAGUGGAGUCAGGAGUGGUUGAAGAUGAGCGAUUGGCACGAUUACUUCACUGGCCGUGUCUGGGAGCACAUGUGGCCGUGGCUCUUCCUGAGAGAGGCUGUCGAUUGCGUUCCUGAGCAGGAGAGCUUGUGCAGGUUCUAUGGGAUCUGCUUCCAGGAUGGUGAGACAUUGGCGAAGUGGGAGCUGAUGUGGGAAGGGAGGAAGAAUGCGACGGAGAGCAUGAGCUUUGUAAAGGAGGUGUGGAGCCCAAUGGUAGUGAAAGAGCAGAGAUUGCUGGUAGAGGAGCUCGGCAGAUAUCUCGACUUGGAAAUGGACGAUGCCAUCAGACGAGGUAGCGACGAGAAGGUCAGGACAAGUCUUCUCACAGGUGCGACGACAAUUGCAGAUGACACCGUUUCGGGAAUAGGCUCUGACGACGCUGGGAUGUAUCCGCACAUUCACAACCAUGCGGCUGGACAUUGA
Messenger RNA from Fulvia fulva, 1176 nucleotides. RefSeq lists its product as uncharacterized. NCBI's taxonomy places the organism in Eukaryota, Fungi, Ascomycota, Dothideomycetes, Mycosphaerellales, Mycosphaerellaceae. The transcript has a single exon. Bases 1 to 1176 code for a protein of 391 amino acids. The record is from RefSeq and is a predicted model, not a curated record.